This is a messenger RNA of Penicillium roqueforti, 1005 nucleotides long. RefSeq lists its product as uncharacterized. The record is from RefSeq and is a predicted model, not a curated record. The transcript has a single exon. The coding region runs from base 1 to 1005 and encodes 334 amino acids. NCBI's taxonomy places the organism in Eukaryota, Fungi, Ascomycota, Eurotiomycetes, Eurotiales, Aspergillaceae.
AUGAGCUUAAUACCCCAGAAAGAUGCGGCAGAUGAAGAGAAGCUUGCGCGAGAACAAGAGUCUCUGGGCUUGGAACCGGCCUUCAAAUCCGCCCAUUUCAGCCCCAACUUUGACCCACCAUUCAAGAAUGAUGUGCGUCUGGUCGACCGUGGCUUUCUCAGUGGUGUUUUGCAUUUUGUCAACAAAAACACCGAUCAUCUCUCACGAUCUAUCUUUGAUCGAGUCGUAUCACCCUUCAAAUUCGCUGGUUGUGUCAAUAAUUACUCUGAACUUCGUCGGCGAUACGGGCACUUGAUGGAGCUAGAAGCUGAGUCCAGUCCUUGGAGAGUACGAUUUGUCAAUUAUUAUACCGCGAGCACUGGGCGCAAGCCACGACCACCCAAGCCAAAAGCCGAAAAGAAAGCCAAAAAGUCUAAAAAGGAAGACAAGGAGUCCGCAAGGGAGGGUGAAAUUGCCAUGGAUGAAUCUGCAACGAAAAUACAUUCGCACGAACACUCAGAUACGCCAAGUGGCUCCGAACAAACCGAUGUAACUACCGCCAUGAGCAACAUGGCAAUCGACACCAAGCACUUGAAGUCCACCACUUCUCAUUCUUCCCUGGCGAUCGAGAAGGCCGACGAUAACAACAGUACUCCGCUGGCGGAUCACACAAGUACCGCAGCGUCUGCCUCAACCUCAACCGACCAGAUAGAGAGCCAGUCUCUCUCAGAAAGCAUUUCUCUCUCAACUGAAAAUGGCUCUAUCACAACAACGGGGUCCACAGACCCUAAUAAACAACACCUCCGCAAGUUCAUACUCUUACCGUCACAUCAUUGGAAGUACAACGAUAACUCCCAUUGGGUGCCGAUAUUAAUGGAAGACAUGGACGAAGUCAUGGCACAUCAGUCUAUGUUUAUUCCACGUGGUGCAAACUACGAUCACCUCGUUGGAGAUACCGUUGGGCUAAUUGAGCAAUGGAUUGAGAACGAUCUCAGUCGACGAUAUCUCCAAGAAAGUCUUGACUGA